This is a messenger RNA of Neofelis nebulosa (Clouded leopard), 3181 nucleotides long. RefSeq names its product trafficking kinesin protein 1 (gene TRAK1). Gene Ontology annotation, cellular component: dendrite. Bases 506 to 3058 code for a protein of 850 amino acids. Gene Ontology annotation, biological process: anterograde axonal transport of mitochondrion; endosome to lysosome transport; neurogenesis. Gene Ontology annotation, molecular function: GABA receptor binding. The record is from RefSeq and is a predicted model, not a curated record. Lineage: Eukaryota; Metazoa; Chordata; Mammalia; Carnivora; Felidae. The transcript has 16 exons.
AGCCCCCGCUGGUGUGCCAGACCUACUGGGGCUUGUCCACCCAACUGCCCCAGACUCCGGCAGCGGGGCCCCCGAUGGCAGUGGGUACCUCCCCGUGAAACCUGCCAAGCUGGACGCCACAGCUCCGCACGACGACACUUUGGCCAACUCCGUGCCCCCUUUGGAGGUGUGCAACCAUGCAGUCCUAGCCUGCAGCCCGGGCAUCCCUGAGGAGCACUAUGUAAGCGAGGCUGUGGAAGAUGCUCCCAGCUGCAGAGGGUACCGGGAUGCCUGCACCAUCACCGACGUGUGCAACAGCACCGAUCUUCCGGAAGUCGAGAUCAUCAGCCUGCUGGAGGAGCAGCUGCCCCAUUAUAAGUUAAGAGCCGACACCAUCUAUGGUUAUGACCACGACGACUGGCUCCAUACGCCCCUCAUUUCUCCAGAUGCCAACAUUGACCUCACGACCGAGCAAAUUGAAGAGACGCUGAAGUACUUCCUUUUAUGUGCUGAAAGAGUUGGCCAGAUGACUAAGACGUAUAAUGACAUAGAUGCUGUCACUCGGCUUCUUGAGGAGAAAGAGCGGGAUUUAGAACUGGCUGCUCGGAUCGGCCAGUCGUUGUUGAAGAAGAACAAGACACUAACGGAGAGGAACGAGCUUCUGGAAGAGCAAGUGGAACACAUCAGGGAGGAGGUGUCCCAGCUCCGGCAUGAGCUGUCCAUGAAGGAUGAGUUGCUGCAAUUCUACGCCAGUGCUGCAGAGGACAGCGAGCCCGAGUCCGUGUGCUCCACCCCGUUGAAGAGGAAUGAGUCAUCCUCCAACGUGCAGAACUACUUUCAUCUGGAUUCUCUUCAGAAGAAGCUGAAGGACCUUGAGGAGGAGAACGUCGUGCUCCGAUCCGAGGCCUGCCAGCUAAAGACGGAGACUAUCACCUACGAAGAGAAGGAACAGCAGCUGGUCAACGACUGUGUGAAGGAGCUGAGGGAUGCCAAUGUGCAGAUUGCCAGUAUCUCAGAGGAGCUGGCCAAGAAGACUGAGGAUGCUGCCCGCCAGCAAGAGGAGAUCACACACCUGCUGUCCCAGAUAGUUGACUUGCAGAAGAAGGCCAAAGCUUGUGCCGUGGAAAAUGAAGAGCUGGUCCAGCACCUGGGGGCGGCUAAGGAUGCCCAGCGGCAGCUCACGGCCGAGCUGCGCGAGCUGGAGGACAAGUACGCGGAGUGCAUGGAGAUGCUUCACGAAGCGCAGGAGGAGCUGAAGAACCUCCGGAACAAGACCAUGCCCAACACCACGUCCCGGCGCUACCACUCCCUGGGCCUGUUCCCCAUGGACUCCUUGGCAGCAGAGAUUGAGGGAACGAUGCGCAAGGAGCUGCAGUUGGAAGAGCCUGAGUCUCCAGACAUCGCUCACCAGAGGCGAGUCUUUGAGACGGUGAGAAACAUCAACCAGGUCGUCAAGCAGAGGUCUCUGACCCCGUCCCCCAUGAACAUCCCUGGCUCCAACCAGUCCUCAGCCGUGAACUCCCUCCUGUCCAGCUGCGUCAGCACCCCCCGGUCUAGCUUCUAUGGCAGUGAUGUUGGUAACGUGGUCCUGGACAACAAGACCAACAGCAUCAUCCUGGAAGCAGAGUCAGCUGACCUGGGGAAUGACGAGCGGAGCAAGAAGCCCGGGACGCCGGGCACCCCGGGCUCCCACGACCUGGAAACCGCUCUGCGGCGGCUGUCCCUCCGCCGGGAGAACUACCUCUCGGAGCGGAGGUUCUUCGAGGAGGAGCAGGAGCGGAAGCUCCGGGAGCUGGCGGAGAAGGGCGAGCUGCUCAGCGGCUCCCUCACGCCCACGGAGAGCAUCAUGUCCCUCGGCACCCACUCCCGCUUCUCCGAGUUCACCGGCUUCUCGGGCAUGUCCUUCAGCAGCCGCUCCUACCUGCCCGAGAAACUCCAGAUCGUGAAGCCGCUGGAAGGCUCCGCCACCCUUCACCACUGGCAGCAGUUGGCCCAGCCCCACCUGGGGGGCAUCCUGGACCCCCGGCCCGGUGUGGUCACCAAGGGCUUCCGGACACUGGACGUUGACCUGGACGAAGUGUACUGCCUUAACGACUUUGAGGAAGACGACACAGGUGACCACAUUUCCCUCCCGGGCCUAGCUACCUCCACGCCAGUUCAGCACCCAGAGACCUCAGCACACCACCCUGGGAAGUGCAUGUCACAGACCAACUCCACCUUCACCUUCACCACAUGUCGUAUCCUGCAUCCUUCAGAUGAGCUCACGCGGGUCACGCCAAGCCUUAACUCGGCUCCAACUCCAGCUUGUGGUGGCACCAGCCACUUGAAGUCCACGCCGGUGGCCACCCCGUGCACUCCACGGAGACUGAGCCUGGCCGAGUCCUUCACUAACACCCGCGAGUCCACGACCACCAUGAGCACGUCUCUGGGGCUGGUGUGGCUGCUGAAGGAGCGGGGCAUCUCCGCGGCCGUAUAUGACCCGCAGAGCUGGGACAGGGCCGGCCGGGGCUCCCUCCUGCACUCCUACACCCCCAGGAUGGCGGUGAUCCCCUCCACCCCACCCAACUCGCCUCUGCAGACACCCACGUCUUCCCCGCCCUCCUUUGAGUUCAAGUGCACGAGCCCUCCCUACGACAACUUCCUGGCUUCCAAGCCGGCCAGCUCCAUCCUGAGGGAGGUGAGGGAGAAGAAGAACGUCCGGAGCAGCGAGAGCCAGACAGACGUGUCCGUCUCCAACCUCAACCUCGUGGACAAAGUCAGGAGGUUUGGCGUGGCCAAAGUGGUGAACUCAGGGCGAGCCCACGUCCCCACCUUGACUGAGGAUCAGGGACCUCUCCUCUGUGGGCCCCCGGGCCCAGCCCAGGCCCUCGUCCCCGGGGGCCUGGUCCCCGAGGGCCUGCCUCUCGGAUGCCCCACGGUCACGAGUGCCAUCGGCGGGCUGCAGCUCCACAGCGGCAUCCGGCGGAACCGCAGCUUCCCCACCAUGGUGGGGUCCAGCAUGCAGAUGAAAGCCCCCGUGACUCUCACCUCGGGCAUCUUGAUGGGUGCUAAGCUCCCCAAACAAACUAGCUUCCGGUGAGGACGGGAGGGGGGCCCUUCCCCUGGAGGAGACCCGUCUUGCUCCUGCCUCCCUCUCUCCCCCACUGCACUGCGCGUUCUCCCUCUCCCCCCCUCCACCCCCUCCCCUCUUGAGCUAGACAAA